Molecule: messenger RNA, 1181 nt
Organism: Brassicogethes aeneus
Lineage: Eukaryota; Metazoa; Arthropoda; Insecta; Coleoptera; Nitidulidae
Source: the annotation of a GenBank genome assembly
CGCACGGGCCAUGACUUUGUUCCAAUAAAACGCAAUACAUGUCAACGCCGCAUUUAAUUUAAAGUGUCCAAUUCAAUUGUAAACAAAUACCUAACCUCACAAAGGCGGCACCUUUACUUUUGAUGGAUUUUCGAUAAAAUCAGAGAAAUCCCUGGAUAGACUUCACUGUUUUAAUAAUUAAUUAGGCAUAGUUAGAUAAUAAAAUGUCACACUUGGUGGAACAUUGUAUAAUCGGUAGUGUUUGUAUCACUAUAGUGCUGAUUUUCAACUAUUCUCUGCAUAGGAUUGAAGAGGGCCAUGUAGGCGUUUAUUAUAGAGGUGGGGCAUUGCUGCCUACAACUAGUUUACCUGGAUAUCAUAUGAUGGUGCCGUUAUUGACUUCUUAUAAGUCUGUACAAGUUACUUUGCAAACAGAUGAAGUUAAAAACGUCCCGUGUGGGACAAGUGGAGGCGUAAUGAUUUAUUUUGAUAGAAUAGAAGUUGUAAAUCAUCUUAAUGCAAAUAGCAUAAUGGAUAUAGUAAGAAAUUACACAGCAGAUUACGAUAAAACGCUUAUAUUCAAUAAGGUACAUCACGAGUUGAACCAGUUCUGCAGUAUACACACAUUACACGAAGUUUAUAUCGAUUUGUUUGAUCAAAUCGACGAAAAUCUUCGACAGGCUCUUCAACGAGAUCUGCACGAGAUGGCGCCAGGUUUGUUCAUACAAGCUGUGAGGGUAACAAAGCCGAAAAUCCCCGAAGUGAUAAGAAAAAACUACGAACUGAUGGAAGGGGAGAAAACCAAGCUGCUCAUAGCAAUACAGCACCAGAAAGUGGUGGAAAAAGACGCCGAAACGGAACGCAAGAGGGCGCUGAUCGAGGCGGAGAAGGAAUCGCAGGUGGCCAAGAUACAGUACAGCCAAAAAAUCAUGGAGAAGGAAUCUCUGCAGAGAAUAUCGCAGAUCGAGGACGAGAUGCAUCUGGCGAAACAAAAAAGCAUGGCGGAUGCGGAGUUUUACAAGUUGACGCAACAGGCGGAAGUCAACAAGUUGCUGUACACUCCGCAGUUCUUGGAGCUGAAAAAAUACGAGUCGUUGGCCUUGAACAGUAAGGUUUAUUUCGGCAACGAGAUACCUCAGACGUUUAUAUCCACCCAGCAGGGCAAUAAAGAAAUUAAAUCAUGAUAAUAAAUAAAUUUAAGA